AUGUCAUUCUUCAAAUCAUUCAAAAACACGCGUUAUACCGCAUUGGGUCAAGAUGAUGACAAUGACGGUGCUCCCUUACCACCACCAGCAACUCAAGUAGAUUCUUCAACUUCAUUCAAAACAAAACUACAGAAAUUAAACCCCUUUAGAAACCAAUCAAUAUACCUUCAAGAUGACGAAAAUUACGCAACUUCAGAUCCAGGAAUGUUUGAAUUAUCAAGGUGGGAUAGAAUGCUUAUAUUUGCAUUAUGUUUUGCAGGGUCAUUAUGUUGUUGGUUAAUAUGUAUAUUUUUAUUUCCAAUUUUAAGUCUAAAACCUAGAAAAUUCGCCUUACUUUGGUCCUUAGGUUCAAUAUUCUUUUUAGUUAGUUUUGGAGUUUUACAGGGACCUCAAGCUUAUCUUAUUCAUUUAUUUUCAUCAACCAGAAUUAUAUUUACAAUAAUAUUCGGAGCAAGUAUCAUUUUGACCUUGAUAAGUAGUUUAAGUUUAAAAAGUACGCUUUUGUCCAUAGUGUUUGCAGCAAUCCAAUUGCUAUCUGCGGUUUGGUAUAGUGUCAGUUACUUCCCACUUGGAAAACAGACUUUGAAUUUAGCUGGUAGUGUGGCUAGAGGUCAAGUAGAUAAUUGGAUAAAUUCAUAG
Messenger RNA from Lodderomyces pseudojiufengensis, 639 nucleotides. RefSeq lists its product as uncharacterized. The coding region runs from base 1 to 639 and encodes 212 amino acids. Gene Ontology annotation, biological process: vesicle-mediated transport. Gene Ontology annotation, cellular component: membrane. The record is from RefSeq and is a predicted model, not a curated record. Lineage: Eukaryota; Fungi; Ascomycota; Pichiomycetes; Serinales; Debaryomycetaceae. The transcript has a single exon.